Serinus canaria (Common canary) is the source of this 3134-nucleotide messenger RNA. RefSeq names its product putative short-chain dehydrogenase/reductase family 42E member 2. NCBI's taxonomy places the organism in Eukaryota, Metazoa, Chordata, Aves, Passeriformes, Fringillidae. The transcript has 12 exons. Gene Ontology annotation, molecular function: 3-beta-hydroxy-Delta5-steroid dehydrogenase (NAD+) activity. Bases 1263 to 2474 code for a protein of 403 amino acids. Gene Ontology annotation, biological process: steroid biosynthetic process. The record is from RefSeq and is a predicted model, not a curated record.
GUAAAAUCCCAGUUCUGAAAAUUCCUCUGAGGUGUCCCCUUCUUUCCAAGGUGGAAACCAAGGCCAAGUUCAAGUGCUCUUUGUUAGAUUUCACUGAAGAGUGAGGGAUUGAUAUCCUUUGACUUAUGAAGGAGUUCUGGAAUAGUUUAGGGAUAGAAUGGACACUUUACUGCAUUAACUGGUAAAAGCUGUCAGGGCUGAGUACAGCUCAAAACAGACAGUUUGGUGUUCUUGGGGAUUUUCCUGUGAGCUGAGCUUGUCACUCACUCAGCAAUCUAAGAAGUGCAGAUUAUUUUGACAGGUUCAAUAUUCUGGUUCUCAUGCCAACAAUAGGGACUUUAGAACAUCCACGUUAUGUGAAAAUACAUUUGCCUAGGUGUCAGUUUGAGUUCUUGUCAGCACAUGAACAUUAAAUUACAUUUAAAUUGCAGUUGGUUACCUAUGAACUUGAGAUAUUUCUAACAUGCAAACAUUGAAAAUUGUAGUAAUUUAUAUUUAGAUGUGGGAGUGUUUCUUUAGCAUCUUAACUACUGUUUUGAGUCUUAAUUUUAGACACACCCAUUUUAAAAUGUUGGCUUUGAUUUCUCAUUGUUUAAUUUGCAAACGCAUAUGUUUUAAAAGUGCUUUAAAAUCUUAGGAUAGUGCACAUAUAUCAUGAAUAAUUUCAUUAAUUCAUCAUUCAUCUAAAAUGCAUUAUUUAACAGUACAUCACCUUUUCCUGUUAUGUACAAGGUAGUUUAUUACCUUCUUAUUCAUCCUAGAAGCCAGAGAACAACCCAUGUGCCUACAGUUAAGCCUCUCUGCAAAUACAAAAUUGGGUUGGGGAUGGAGAUAUAAAAGUCAGGAUGAAAGUGCUGAGUAGCACUGCAAACAGGAUUUUUGUUCCUUCUCUAGUAGUUUAUCUACAGAAUGAUGGUACCCACAGCAUAUUUGUUUUGUGCACUGUCAUAUACUUUUACCAGGUAAGUGAGAGCUACCAUCCUGUUAAGAAUGGUCUGAUGUGGAGAAUUUUUAAUUUUUUUUUCCUGAAAAGGAACGUAAAUUAUGUACCUAUUAAGCCCUGCCCUUUUUUUGGCUCCCAGCCAGCCAGCAGCUACAAAGGAGCAGGAACAGCAAAAGGCCUGAGCACACGUGAACUUCUCUGUCUGCCUGAGAGCACCUGAUGCCCUUGAGUCACGAAUUGUCCAGCACAGACAUCUCACCCUCCUACCUGGACAGGAAGGCCUGGGAGACACUGACAGCAGGAUUCUACCAAGGUCGUGAUGCCAGAGGGAUCCACAGAAGAGCUCCACAGCAGCCCACCCUGUGAGAGCCAAGUGACAGAGCCUGCUGGGCUGCUGGCUCCCAGGAGCAGCAGGACAAUGGUGACAGGAGGUGGAGGCUACCUGGGAUACAAUCUGGGAUGUGCCCUUGUCAGCUCAGGAGUUGCUGUUGUGCUGUUUGAUCUUCACAAACCUAAAUGGGAAAUUCCACACGGAGCGGAUUUUUUCAAGGGAGAUGUGAGGGAUUAUGAAGCAGUGUUCAAAGCAUGUGAAGGGGUUGACUGUGUUUUCCAUGUAGCUGCAUGUGGAAUGUCAGGAUUGGAACAACUUCAAAAGAAAGAUCAGAUUGAAUCCAUAAAUGUUGGAGGCACAAAAAUAAUAAUUGAUGUCUGCAAACAAAGAAAUAUCCCUAGACUGAUAUACACCAGUACAGUGAAUGUGGUGUUUGGAGGGAAUCCUAUUGAAGAAGGAGAUGAAGAAACUGUACCAUAUUUUCCACUGGAAAAGCAAUUUAAUCAUUAUUCCAGAACCAAGGCAAUUGCAGACCAAAUGGUCCUUGCUGCUAAUGGAACUUUACUCAAAGGAGGGGACAAGCUCCACACGUGUGUGCUUCGCCCACCGGGCAUCUACGGACCAGAAGAGCAGCGGCACCUGCCUCGAGUAGCCAUAAAUAUCCAGAGGAGACUUUUCAACUUCAAGUUUGGGAAUCACAAAGUUCAGAUGAACUGGGUUCACAUAGGAAAUCUAGUGCAAGCUCAUUUACUGGCUGCUGAGGCUCUCACCUCUGAGAAAGGCUAUGUAGCUAGUGGCCAGGCUUACUACAUCCAUGAUGGUGAAAAUGUCAUCUUCUCUGAGUGGAUUGUGCCUUUGUUUGAAAAAUUAGGCUACAGGAAACCCUGGAUACAUAUUCCUGUUCUUCUGGCUCAUAUAGCAGCCACUGUGAUGGAAUAUUUGCACCUGAUACUAAAGCCAGUUUUUAGCUUUACACCUUUCUUGACAAGGAAUGAGGUGUGGAAUGUCACUGUAACUCACACUUUCCGAAUAGACAAGGCACGAAAUCAACUUGGUUACAAACCAAAGAAAUUCUCAUUCGCUGAUUCUGUGGAUCAUUACCUGAAAACAAGACCUACCUGCCAAGAAGAUCACACAUUCCUUAAAAUGGUGUUUGUUUUUGGCAUUUUGUUAAGUUUGAUCAUUCUUUCUUUCUUCUAAAAUCAAACAGCCACUCACCUGCUCCAGAAAACUUCAUUUGGUUUCUGAGUAUUAAUUAUCUGGUCGUGGUACAUUCCUCAGCCACUUUGUUAUUCAUAUUACUAUGAUGACACCUCUCUGACCUCAUUAAGAAAGGAAAAAAAACCCAAAUAAAAAACAACUAGAAUAGUGAAAAUAUAGGAUGUAUCAGGCAGUGUUCUUCAAGAGCAACCCAGUGUUACAGCAAAGGAGGCCACCACAAAUGGGUGCAGGAAUAGUUUUAAUGGAUCUUCAUUAAGUGAUGUUUCCUGCUGGGAAGCAUUUUCUAAAAAUGAUUAUUUAGAAGGAUGAGAAGGUGGAAGGAGAGGAACUGUCACAGGACAACAGUGCUGUAACAAGUCCAGUAGCUCCAGUGAAGAAAAGUGUGACUGAACAACUCUUCUGAUGAAGCCAUGGCUACAGCUACUGUCAGUUAGCCUGAGGAAUUACAGAGACCCAGGAAACAGUGGAAAAAUUGGAAAGUAAAUAUUUAUAAAUAAUAGGUGAUUAGAGGAGUGAAAGUCAUAUUUAUGUACAAUAAUUGUAUUGUUCUAAAUCUUUGUAAAAAUGUAAUAAAUAUCAUUAUGAGUGUUUGUAAAUCAAAUAUAUCCUUUCAAUGCUAUAAUAAAUAAUAACUGAACC